Episyrphus balteatus (marmalade hoverfly) is the source of this 2656-nucleotide messenger RNA. It is a transcript of the gene PIP5K59B, whose product is annotated as phosphatidylinositol 4-phosphate 5-kinase type-1 alpha. The transcript is spliced from 16 exons. Gene Ontology annotation, biological process: phosphatidylinositol metabolic process. Bases 159 to 2444 code for a protein of 761 amino acids. The record is from RefSeq and is a predicted model, not a curated record. Lineage: Eukaryota; Metazoa; Arthropoda; Insecta; Diptera; Syrphidae. Gene Ontology annotation, molecular function: phosphatidylinositol kinase activity.
CGUCUAUUUCAGUUAAGAUUUGUUAAGUAACGGAAUCACAGGAAAUAUUUUCCUGAACUUAAAAUAUUCUUAUUUGUAGAAUAAAUCUAUUUUUUUUUCUAUUAUUAUGACUUAAAAAAUACUAUAAUUUAAAUUUUACAAAAAAAAAAAAUCAAAAUAUGGAGUCGGUUGAUGGAAUAAAUUCGAUUGACUUGGAGUCAUCAUCUCUAACUAAUACCAAAAACGCGGAUAGUUCUAUUUGCGAAAAAGAUGAUCGCCUGGGUCAACUUACAACUCCUGAGGGUCUACGAGCACAAAAUUCUAAAUAUGGCAAAAUUGACAAAGAACGUAAAAUCGGUCAUCGGCGUGUCGGUGAAGGUGGAGAAAUUACGUACAAAAAAAUUCAAACUUCACAGAUUAUGGGUUCCAUUCAGUUGGGAAUACAGCAUACGGUUGGAAGUCUUGCAUCUAAGCCAAAACGAGAUCUUCUCAUGAUGGAUUUUUGGGAGAUAGAAAGCAUAUCAUUUCCCCCUGAAGGUUCUAGUUUAACACCUGCACAUCACUACAGCGAAUUUAGAUUUAAAAUUUAUGCUCCCAUUGCAUUCCGUUACUUUAGAGAUUUGUUUGGAAUCCAGCCAGAUGAUUUUAUGAUGUCAAUGUGUUCAUCUCCUUUGAGAGAAUUAUCAAAUCCCGGCGCCUCCGGUUCUAUAUUCUACUUAACCAACGAUGAUGAGUUUAUAAUAAAAACUGUCCAACACAAAGAAGGAGAAUUCUUACAAAAACUUUUGCCAGGAUAUUAUAUGAACUUAAAUCAAAAUCCAAGAACGUUGUUGCCAAAAUUUUUUGGUCUAUACUGUUUUCAAUGCAAUAGCAAAAAUGUUCGAUUAAUUGUUAUGAAUAACUUAUUACCUUCAUAUGUAAAAAUGCAUCUUAAAUAUGAUUUAAAAGGAUCAACAUACAAACGGAAAGCAUCUAAAGCUGAACGUAGUAAAAAAUCGCCUACUUUUAAAGACUUGGAUUUCAUGGAACACCAUCCAAAUGGAAUUCUUCUUGAAGCUGAAACAUAUAAUGCGUUAAUUAAAACAAUUCAACGUGAUUGUACUGUGUUGGAGUCUUUCAAAAUAAUGGACUAUUCAUUGUUAGUCGGUGUUCAUAAUUUAGAUCUAUCUUCCAAGGAAAAACAGAGUGCCCGUAAGUCAAAUCCAAAGACUAAUCUCCCUAGAACCGAAGAUUCCGAUUUAGAAGAUGCUCCUGAAGCUGAUCAAUGUAUUGCAAUGGAUCGAGAUAAUGCUGGUGUCAAUCGAAAUAGCUUAUUAUAUAGAUCUGUCAAUAAACAACGUUUGGUCGCGCACUCUACAGCAAUGGAGAGUAUCCAAGCCGAAAGCGAACCCAUUGAUGACGAAGAGGAUGUUCCACCCGGAGGUAUUCCUGCCCGAAGUGAAAAAGGCGAAAGGUUGCUACUUUUUAUCGGAAUAAUUGAUAUUUUACAAUCUUACCGCUUGAAAAAGAAGCUAGAGCACACUUUUAAGGCCAUAAUACAUGACGGCGAAACCGUAUCUGUUUGCCGUCCAUCCUUUUAUGCGCAACGUUUUCAAAACUUCAUGGCUAAGCAGGUGUUUAGAAAAAUACCUUCACUGGAUCUCCCAGAAAUCAAGGGAAACCAUAGAAAGUUUCGUACCUUGGUAUCCAGUUAUAUAGCUCUGAAACAUUCCCCAUCUAAGAGAAAAAGCUUAUCGCGGGUUAUACAAAAGUCAAUUGAAAGCGAAACCGAAUCUCGAUCUGCUAGUAAUACUGCUGGUCUAUCUCAAGCACCUAGUACGCAGCCAUCAAAGCCAGCUAGCCGAGCUACAACAGUAGCUUCAAAUCCAAGUGGGCCUCAAAGCAAACAGAAAUCCAGUACUAUUAAACCGAAAGUACCACCACCAGUGCCACCAAGAGGAUCUCCUCGAAAUAAAAAAGGAGAGCAAUCGCGACAACCAAAAGCCACGUCUGUAUUUGAGGAUCAAUCGUCGUUACAGCAACGAGCUUCAUCAACAGGCACUACACCUUCUUGUUGCUCGACACCUCCCCCUGCUUUUGAUGAAAUUUCUGAAGAAAGCUUACAGAAACAAAGCUCUGGACGUAGAAAGAAUGAACGUCAAGUGAACACAAGCGGAUCAUCAAUGUUGAGAACAUCAACCAGGGAAGAUACAAUUAGUGUUUCAGAAGUUCAUUUGGAACCUUACCUUGCUGUUGAUACCUCACUUAGCAGUCAAUACUCUUCUCGCGGUGGCUUAGCAUGGACACCACCCGCAUCAGGUGAAGGCUCUACUCCAACGUGGACCGAAGGUACACCUAGUUUUACGGAUUCUAGUUCAAGUGGAGACUUCGAUAACUUUUCGCCCAUAAGCAGACCUAAAUUCGAUAGACAUAAGCCAACCGUUGAAGAUGCCCUAAGCUCGCUAACUUCAGAAAUGAUAAACUAACAUCGCUGCAAUAUACCGUAAUUACAUAUACAUAUGCCACAUAAAAUUUUAACUAGUUCUAGUUUAAUUUGUUCGUUUGACCAUAGAUAGAACUUUUAACGUAUGUACAAUAAUAGAUCGUUGUAUUCAUUUGUAUUUAUUAUCAAAUUAUAUUGUAAAUCUUGUCUUAUAUUACUAUGUAUGUAUGUAAAAUAAUCAAUAAAUUCAAUCGU